Molecule: messenger RNA, 3290 nt
Organism: Myripristis murdjan (pinecone soldierfish)
Lineage: Eukaryota; Metazoa; Chordata; Actinopteri; Holocentriformes; Holocentridae
Gene: sypb
Product: synaptophysin b
Exons: 7
Coding region: 77-970 (297 amino acids)
Cellular component (GO): synaptic vesicle membrane; presynaptic active zone; synaptic vesicle
Source: RefSeq, a predicted model, not a curated record
CUCCCCUGGGCUGUUCCGGAUGACGCUUCCCUCCUGCCGCCCCUCUGAUCCUCUUAUCGGCGAGUAAGCGGCCAAGAUGGAUGUUGUAAACCAGUUGGUGGCCCAAGGGCAGUUCACAAUAAUCAAACAGCCUUUGGGGUUUAUAAAGUUUCUACAAUGGAUCUUUGCAAUCUUCGCCUUCUCAACAUGUGGCAGUUACACUGGCAUGUUCAAGAUGAGCGUCGAGUGUAAAAACCGGUCGGAGAGUGACCUAGGCAUAGAAGUAGAAUUUGAAUAUCCAUUCAGGCUCCAUCAGGUAUACUUUGAUGCCCCCACCUGUACAGGGGGAAACACCGAGCGUCUCUUCCUGGUUGGGGAUUACUCUUCCUCAGCCGAGUUCUUUGUCACCAUCGCUGUCUUCUCCUUCCUCUACUCCAUGGCAGCCCUCUCUGUAUACUGCUUUAUAUUGGAGAAGUACCGUGAAAACAACAAGGGGCCCCAGAUUGACUUUGUUGUGACGGCGGUGUUCACCUUCAUGUGGCUGGUGUCGUCAUGCGCUUGGGCAAAGGGUCUGUCAGAUGUGAAAACAGCCACCGACCCAGACAGGGUCAUUACUCUCAUCGCAGCCUGUGACGAGCCGGAGAACCGCUGCCGUGAGGUCUACGACCCCAAGGUGUCUGGCCUCAACACCUCUGUGGCUUUUGGCUUCAUCAACCUGAUCCUGUGGGGAGGAAACCUGUGGUUCGUCUUCAAGGAGACUGGCUGGAUGGCCGCCUUUGCUGGAACGUACGUCCCAUCACAGCAGAAGCAGCCCGCCCCUGACUCUUUUGGCCAGGGAGGCUAUGGCCAGGAGGGUUUUCAGCAGGACCCCUAUGCCGGCUCCCAGGGAGGCUACCAGCCCGACUACGGCCAGCAGGGAGGCUACAACGAGGGCGGAGAUUACACCCAGGGCUAUGAACAGCAGCCCACCUCCUACUCUAAUCAAAUGUGAGCCCGUCCAGUCAAACCAGAGCUGCAGGAUGGGUGACCGUAUGAUUUUGGAGUGGGGUUCUUGACCACCGCCUACAUUUCCACACACCUCUGUUUGUCUGUUUGUGUAUCUGUGAGUCGACAGGCGGAGGGAGGGAGGAAGGGAGGGAGGGAGGGAGGCACGGAGGGUGGAAACUGGUGGGACUUGGGGAGGGAGCACCAAGAGGGAACGGGGGUGCGAGGGUAAAAGGGGGAAUGGGUCCUUGCUGUAACAUGCUGUUUAUUCUCGUGUUGUAUUUAACUGUAGAAGACAACAGAGGAUUGUCUGUUUGGUUAUACGAGAAAAACUUGAAUACAAUACCAAAACAUUCAUUGAUGAACAGUUAAGAUAAAUCUUGUAAUGGAAAAGACUUACAUUUAUGAAAAAAAAAAAUUGUAGUAAUAUUUAACUUGGGAGAAUGUAUUUGUCUGUGCUGUGUAAAUAUCAACAUGCUGAUAUAUAUUAUUAUAUGUACACAGUUGAAUAAUUGUGCACUCCAUAUUAGUUGUUAUACAACAAAUGUUGAGCACAGAGUUAUUCAAUUGCAUUUACUUUGGUUCUGUUUAGGAGCUCACACAGUUUAGCCCUCUUGUCCCUCAGUCCCCCCGUCACAGAUGAUUCAUACCACAAUGAUGUUUUUGUUUAUUCAUUUCAAAAUAUGUGAACAUCGUUUUAUUUUUAUUUUUCUCAUUGUGCUUUUUUAUUUGAUCAGCGUUAACUGGCGGAUAUGAAAAGGGACAUCACUAGGUAAAGGUCGCUGAAAAUGUGAUGGCAAAUGUUAAAGCCAAAAACAGAGUUAAAAAAAAAAAAAGGAAUAAGAAUAUGAAAAGUGUGUAUAGGAUGAGUGAUGUAUAGUAAUAGCAGUGAAGAUACAAUAGCAAUGGUUUAAGUGAGUAGUUUGGCUCAUUUUUGUUUGUUUUUAUACUUUUUUUUCCCAUCAAAUAUCAUUGUCGAGAAAGAAUUUAGCUCUUGUGUUACACAUAAAAUUUAUAAUCAAAAUCAAGUUAAUGAAAAAUGCAUAGGGUAAUGAAAUUUAGUGAGCAUGGUAGCAUCUGAUAUUUGCUAAUACUAUGCUGUUUCCAAAAAAAAAUAUAUAAUAAUAAUAAUAAUUGCUGUAGUGUGCCAUCAGUGUGAAAAUUGUGAAUCAGGGAAGUGAAAAACUGUUUAGCAGCGUGUUUGUUUAUUUGUUUGGAUUUAUGUAACGGCAUCAAACCCGAUUUUGUCAAUGAACCUUGUCCUGUUUUGAUCGCCUUUUCUGUGGUCCAGGAAGUAGUCAGACAGAGUCAUAUAGUUUUUUAACCGGCGUUUCUAUUGCACAGUAAUCAAUGAAAUGCAUAUUCACAUUAACAUCUGCUGUAGGUAAAGAAGUGAAAAUAUACUAUAUGGCACGCCUGUGCUGUUUUGAAGACCAUGCUUGAGCCAUGGUGAACAAGUAAUAUCGUGAAGCGGUCUGAACAAUAUGUCUCCAUUUAUGAUUCUCCUGUAUACCCCCUCCCUGACCCCCUACCCCUCCCGGCCUUCCCCACUCCGUCUUUAUCCCUCCUCUCUCUGAAGGCAAGCGAAUUUACUGCAUGCAUCUGAACUCAUUGUCCUAAAACCUACAGAGGUUGAGGCUACAAGCUGCAGGAGAGUGUUACAUCAUACAGUAGAGCAGUGGUAUGUAUGAUUGAGCCUCAUGGUUACUACACAGCACACACAGCAGCUCUGCUAUAGUCCACAAAAGCACAGAGCAAGUGCUGCAAUAAUCACUCCUUUCAAGAUAAACACACUUGUCCCACUGCCAACCCCCUGCCUGGAUGCAAGAGACCAACAUGUCAGCCAAAUGGUAAGAAGAGACGUGUCUUGAUUGGUAGUUUUGCUUCCACAGUGCUCAAAACGAAUUCAUCUAUAUCCUGGUCUAUUGCACUGUCUUGAAGUCAUGCAUUUGUUUUUUAAAUCAGGGUUCUCCAAAUCAGGCAGUGUAGAAACACCUUGCUUUCUCCCCUCUUCUACCCCCCUCGCCUUCCCCUUUUUCCUUCUCUAACCCCAGGUUUCUCUAUCUCUCUCUCUCACUGUAGCUCUUAUAAAUAUGCUGAAAUGAAAUAUACUCUGUUGUUAGUGGUGAAUGAUGUCUUGUGAUACUCUCUACGCCUUUGGAUAGUGCUGUGUUUAUUGUGUAUGAUGUAUUCAUAUUAGUAUUUAUGAUAAUUAUAAGUCAGAGAAAGAAAAAAAAAAUCUGAGACUCUCCAGAAUUCUACCGUAUUCUUAUUAUAUGGAAUCCAUGUGAAACAAAAUGAAAUAAACUUGAAAUUAUUCUGUUGAA